AAUCAAACGAUAUCAAAAACGCGCAACAGUCGGCUGCGGCAGGCGACAUUAAUCGUGACUUAAAUAUUAGAAAAUUUUUAUUUAAGUUCACGAGUCCGUAUUUUCAUUAACUACUUUAGUUUCACAUUGUUGUAAAGACAGUACAGUGCUGUGACAGAAGUAUUAAUUUAUUUUUUUGUUUACCGAAUCGAUUCAGAAAGUCAUAAUGGGUGAGCUUGGUACUAAACUGGGAUUGGACGAGCUGACCGGAGGAGCCGCUACGAUCAGCAGAGCACUACUCGCUGAGUUUAUCGGUAACUUGCUCCUAAAUCUGUUCGGCUGUGGUGCAUGUGUGAAGAUUUCUCUGGAGUCCAACAGUGAAACGGACAUCUUGCUCAUCGCUUUGGCGUUUGGGCUAGCGGUAUUUGCUGCUGUCUCGGCAAUAGGUCAUAUUUCUGGCGGACACCUAAACCCGGCGGUGACAGCCGGCAUGCUGUGCACGGGCCGCAUCAAGCUCAUCCGUGCGGUGCUGUACGUCAUCGUGCAAUGCGCCGGGGCCGCGGCCGGUUCGGGACUGCUCAAGGCGCUGACGCCGGACCGCAUGGCCGGCAGUCUCGGCUGCACCGGUCUCGGCGUUGACGUUACAGAGCUCCAGGGUUUCGGUAUUGAGUUCUUCCUUGGAUUCUUACUUGUCUUCAUCGUUUGUGGGGUGUGCGAUGCCAAUAAGCCGGACAGUAAAGCAACGGCCCCGCUCGCCAUCGGCCUCACCGUGACCCUGGGUCACUUGCUCGCCGUCGACUACACCGGCUCUGCCAUGAACCCAGCCCGCUCCUUUGGCUCGGCCCUCGUCGCUAGCAACUGGAGUCACCAUUGGAUAUACUGGGCUGGACCUAUUGCUGGCGGUAUUGCUGGUGCUUUGCUGUACGUCCACGGAUUUACCGCGCCACCCCAGGAGCCGCCGACCAGAUACAGAUCUGUUGCCGGUGACGAAAAGGAGCUGAAGCGACUUGAUGGUGGUAAACUGGACGACAUGGCCUGAAGUCGUGAGUCGGUGGGGCGGCCGUCGCUGCUGGUCCCGGCAGGGGCGCGUCCGCAACCCGCCCGUCCUCUCUACCAGUACAGAACUAUCCUAUUAAACGAUACACAGUGCCUAUAAUAACCAUGUCGUAAAUCCACAAAAAAGCUUUUAACCAUACUAGUACCGAUCGAAAACUAACCCUACGAGAAUGUGUUAGGAAAAGUUUUUCAAUAUUUUACGAAUUCGAAUUUCGUAGUGAAACAGAAUCAAAAUACGGCCAUAUUUAAAAUGAAAUUGUCAUUUGUCAUUUAUUGUCACCAAGGGUUCCGUAAUUAUGUACAACACUAAAACAGAAUUUUUAUUUAUGUUUUCCUGUAAAGCAUCGCAUUGGCAUGGCAUGUCCUAUACUCAUUAUUCUUGUUAAAAUGUUUAUCGCAGAAUUAGAAAAGAGGUGAUGCUCAAUUUUUUUUUUUUUAUUCUAGUUCCGAAACACUGCGACAGACCGUUUUGAUAUGGGUAAUUUUUUUCCUUCACAUGUACGGAUCCCUAAGGUAUUGACUAUCAUAUUAAUUCCUCGCAAUUUGUCACAGUAAACAGAUUGUAAGGGACAGAAUAAAUAUAUCUAUACCACCAAUACUAUUAGCUUUGUGUAUGUGAACUUAUUUAAGGCUAAAGAAACGGUAAGACAAGUGAACGUCUUGUAUAAAAGCGUCUUCGUUUAUGCCUCACGUGCCCCAGUAAAUCUCAAAAGUACAAUUAGUUAUUUCAAUCAAAAAGCAUUAUCAGCAAUUUGAGAUUAUCAGAUACGUAAUUAAAUUAUAUUUGUAUUUUAAUCGAAGUUAAUAUUUAAGGAAUAAAACAUUUUGAUAGGUCUUACUUACUCAUUUUUAUUAUUAUUAAUUAUUAUUAGUAAUACAUAAUUAAUUAUUUAUGUGGUAGUUGAUAAAUGUUACACGUUGCGUACAAACGAACACUAAGCUUAAUUUAUGACGGCGACACAAGGUCGAUGAACUUUUUGCGGGAAUAGUUUUUAUACGUACAUAUUCGUAUCUAUUUUUUUGUCUUUCUUUGGCGGUCUCCAUAGAUAAUACACUUAAUAUUUAAGAGCGAUCUCAGCCUCCAGGAGUUAUAACUUUUAGAUCAAUUACCUGAAAAAAAAUAUCUAUAAACUGUAUCUGUUAUUAGAACCAGAACGAAUUACCUACAAUGUAAACUAUUGUUAACGUUUCAAUUUGUAAAGUUGAAGUCAAAACACAACCUUGUGCUUCUAAUGCAUAGAUUAAUUUAUUACCCUUAAAAAAAUAAAAUACGUGUGUAAUGAACAUUUUCACAAAGCAAAACUAAAUGUAAUUAUGAUAGGUACUUGAAAUGUGUAUUUUGGAUUUUUUUCACAGAACAUAACUAAAUAUUACAAUUUAUAAAAAUUUAUUAAAACUGGUUUGUACGUAAGUGUACUUAGUUUAAGAAUUUAGCAAGUUGGAUUUAUAAAAUAUAUUUUAAAAUAUUAUAAACGUAAUGAAGAUGUUUUAUUAAGAGUUUGAACAUGUUAUUAACGUAAGUUGAUAAAUAAAGAAA
This is a messenger RNA of Bombyx mori (domestic silkworm), 2572 nucleotides long. RefSeq names its product aquaporin (gene Prip). Gene Ontology annotation, biological process: transmembrane transport. Lineage: Eukaryota; Metazoa; Arthropoda; Insecta; Lepidoptera; Bombycidae. Gene Ontology annotation, cellular component: plasma membrane. Gene Ontology annotation, molecular function: channel activity. The record is from RefSeq and is marked provisional.